AUGGCUCAGAGAAACAAAACCGCACAACAAAACAGGCGCUCCCCUGGGACGCCUGCCCCCCCGGCCCCUCCACGAGGCACGCCAUCCCCGCCCCCAGGGACAAGCCGGACGAACGCGACACGCGGCACCUCCCCCGGUCCCUCGGGCGAAAACAGCACCCGCCCUGGAAGGCUGGGUAGUCCGUCCUACGCCGCGAUGGUAGUGCGCGGACCCACCUUAGGCCCGUCUAUAGCUGAGACCCCAGCACCGACGGUCCCAGCACAACCGGUCCCGGCCAACGACGUCCUAUCGACAGCCCAACCUGCCGAAACAACUGCCGCCAUCACCGCCCCAUCGACGUCGACGCCGACCCAGCCUCAACAGCCUGCCUCUCCGCAGCCGGCCCGAGUCGAAUCACCGGAAGCUCAAGGCGAGCCCCCCGUGCAAGACAAGAAAAGGAAGAAAAAGGUGAACAAAGGCAAAGCACGGGCGAAGCCUAUGAUCCCAAUCGGAAGUGGACACCCACCAGGAGUAGCCAAAGGCCCCGUCUGGGAGACAGACGAGUAUCAGAGACACGUCAGUGAGUCGCGAAAGCGCCGUCGCGUCACCGAUGAUAACCUCCCCGAGCGUACGCCGUCCCCGCCCGCCCGAGUCCAGAACUCGCCCGGCCCCUCGUUCGCGCAGACGGCCGCGACAUCAGGAAAACCUGAAUUCCCUAAUGAGACGUGA
Molecule: messenger RNA, 708 nt
Organism: Fomitopsis serialis
Lineage: Eukaryota; Fungi; Basidiomycota; Agaricomycetes; Polyporales; Fomitopsidaceae
Exons: 2
Coding region: 1-708 (235 amino acids)
Source: RefSeq, a predicted model, not a curated record